AUGAGUAAUAGUUAUAAUAGUUCAACAUUAUCUAUCAAUCCAGUAUUAGGUACAUUUCCUGCUGGUAAUAUUAAUAUUCAACCAUAUUGGAUUGUCGUUCUUCAAUUAAUUUUUGUACAAUUUCUUCAACGUAUCUGGAAUUAUUUUCAAUACAAAACUUGCUUCACAACACUCGAAAUUGCUGGUUUAAUAAGAAUAUUUCAACAAUAUCCAACAUCUUUAAGUAUUAAUAGUAAUACAAGUUUAACUGUCGAUAAAACUCGUUUAGUUAAACUUCGUAAUAUGAUUUCUAUUAGUUAUUUCGAAGCAAUCAAUUGUUUAUUAAUAUUCGGUCAUUCUAUAUGGUAUUGCAUUAUUCAAUCUUCAUGUCUUCAAUCAUCAUCCGUAGCAACAACAUGGAAUUGUUAUAAUGCAUUUGGUUAUCGUUUAUACAAUUAUGUUUUUGUAUCUUAUUCUUCAACAACAUUAAAUUGUAUUUAUGUUAUUUAUAUGGAAGGAUAUCGAGAAAUUAUUAAAAGUGGUUAUAAACAAGGUAGUUUCUGUUCGAUUAUUUAUUAUAUUUCAUUAAUUAUUAUUGUGAUAACACUUCCUCUUGUUACUUGUCUUUUAUUACCUUUUUUUCUUACAAAUGUCAUUCCAAUGUUUAUCAUUUAUAUUUGGAUAUCUACAAUUUAUAUCGUU
Messenger RNA from Adineta steineri, 681 nucleotides. NCBI's taxonomy places the organism in Eukaryota, Metazoa, Rotifera, Eurotatoria, Adinetida, Adinetidae. The record is from the annotation of a GenBank genome assembly.